Lepisosteus oculatus (spotted gar) is the source of this 7439-nucleotide messenger RNA. RefSeq names its product thyrotropin-releasing hormone receptor a (gene trhra). Lineage: Eukaryota; Metazoa; Chordata; Actinopteri; Semionotiformes; Lepisosteidae. Gene Ontology annotation, biological process: phospholipase C-activating G protein-coupled receptor signaling pathway. The record is from RefSeq and is a predicted model, not a curated record. Gene Ontology annotation, cellular component: membrane. Gene Ontology annotation, molecular function: thyrotropin-releasing hormone receptor activity.
GCCUAAUUUCAGUGCGGCUUCGCUUCUCACUGUGCGCUGAGGCUCGUUCCCUUAUAGGACAAUAUCCACCGAGACUCGCAGGCAGUCAGAUCGAUGCCUGUGCUGUUCAGCGAACUUCAUAAACCAACAGACGGUUUUACUGCGUCUUUUCACAGGGCGUAGAAACUUGCAGACGCUUUUGAGGUGUGGGGGGAAAAAAAGGCAAAAGAAACGUACAGUAGCUCUCUCGCUUGGUCCAGGUAAUUUCAUAUUGUGUAUGACAGUGAAAACGUAUCAAGGUUUUUGGGGGUGAAACAAACUGUUGUGGAAGUUAAUAACUAAUACUUGCUGAGAUCAGUACAUUUUUUUUUAAACUUUUUGCUCUGGAAUUGGGCGUUGAACUUUAUCCGACUAGACAAGGCAAAAAUGUUCGGAAAAAGAAGAGUUGUGCAGGAAACCGGUACUUCGUGCUCGACGUUAAUCUAAAAGGAGAUACUGGGAUCCUUCAUAAACUGGUAGCUACAGUACCCCCAGAGUUUUAGAAAAACGAAGAUGGAGAACGUGACGCUGUUUCAAGACAACCAGACUGUCGGAAACUGGACCGAACCUAGUAUCGAAUACAAGGUGGUGAGCACGGUUUUGGUUUUGGUCAUCUGCGGAAUUGGUAUUGUGGGCAACAUCAUGGUGGUCUUGGUUGUCCUCACAACCAAGCACAUGCGGACGCCGACCAACUGCUACCUGGUGAGUCUGGCUGUCGCAGACUUAAUGGUUCUUACAGCUGCCGGUCUGCCAAACAUCACCGACAGCAUCUAUGGGUCCUGGGUUUAUGGCUACGCUGGAUGCCUUUGUAUCACUUAUCUCCAGUAUUUGGGCAUCAAUGCCUCCUCUUGCUCAAUAACUGCUUUUACCAUCGAGAGGUACAUCGCUAUCUGCCAUCCUAUUAAAGCCCAAUUUCUCUGUACCCUUUCAAGAGCCAAGAAGAUCAUCGUGGUUGUUUGGGCAUUUACCUCUUUCUACUGCGUUAUGUGGUUUUACCUGUCGGACACUAAAGACAUACACUACGCAGAUGUGACUGUGGUGACUUGUGCCUACAAAGUGUCCAGAAAUCUUUAUCUGCCGAUCUACUUUUUGGACUUUGCCAUAUUUUAUGUGGUGCCCUUAACGUUAGCCACUAUUCUGUACGGACUGAUCGCAAGAAUCCUGUUCCUAAACCCCAUUCCCGCAGAUCCCAAAGAAAAAAACAAAAAGUGGAAAAACGAAUCCAGUCACGACAACACGAUCUUUAACUCCAAAAGCUCAAGUCGCUGUUCAAGCAGUACCGCGUCUUCACGGAGACAGGUGACAAAGAUGCUGGCAGUGGUGGUCAUUCUGUUUGCACUGUUGUGGAUGCCCUAUCGAACGUUAGUGGUGGUGAAUUCUUUUCUGACUCAGGCAUAUUUAGAUACCUGGUUUGUCUUGUUCUGCCGAAUCUGCAUUUACCUUAACAGUGCCAUCAAUCCGAUUAUCUACAAUGCGAUGUCUCAGAAAUUCAGAGCCGCCUUUAAGAAGCUUUGCAAAUGCCAGCAGCCGCAUUCUGAGAAGCCAGCUACCUACAGCAUGGCUCUCAAUUACAGCGUAAUAAAAGACAUGUCCAAUGGAGAGAGUCCAGAUCACUUCACCACUGAGCUAGACGACAUGACCGUGACCGCAGAGUUUCUUCCCAGCAAGAAAUUAUCAUUUGAUGACACCUGUUUGUCUAGUAAGGUCACUUUCAGCAAAGCUUAACUUCAGAAUUCAUAGGGUAAAGGAUUUUGUGGGUCAUACAGUAUUUUUCCUGUGUACUGAUGUGUUUUUCAGUGUCAACGAAAUAUGCUUAGCUAUAAACGAUUGUUGGCUCUGCACGAUCUCUCCUAUCCAGUGAGAUUCUGUACAUUAAUGUAAAAUACGUGCCAUUUUCGUGUUGCUGUUGCUGUAGCCUUUGGAACAGUUAAACGUACCUUUCAAAAAGUCAUUGUGUACUGUAUAUGUUAUGCUAGGAGAAAUAUCACAUAAUACAUGAAAGAAACAUGACACAUCAGAAAUUCGAUUUUUGAAUUCACUUUCUCUAGGGAAUAUUUUUAUUGGUUUGCAUUUAUUUAUUUAAUUACUAAAUAUUUUAUGUUCUAGGCAUCAUUUGUUCUGGAUACAAUAAAAGCCACACAACAUGCCAUGCCCAGAAUUUCUUUCAGGUUGUGCUCCUGAACAGUUAAAUCCUAGCUGUCGGAUGUCAACCAGGCCCUUGUACUCAUUGAUUUUCCCAGAAAGUGAAAGGGGGUGGUUAUCUAGCCAUGCCCUGUUAGCUUGGUCUGUUCCUACUGUGUAUUUUGAGUGGAAUCAAUAGCAUUUAAAGAGGCAGGUGGAAGACAGGCUUAUAUUAUCCCUGAUCUCUAGGCUGCCCAAACUGUUACAGUUCCUCAAGUUGUGGUUGACAAGUUGUGGUUUUAACCCAGCACACUUAAAUCCUAGUGAUGGUCUGUUUUUUUUUCUGUUACACCUGGGAAUUGGUGAUUUGUGGACUCCAUAAGAGCAUAGUACAACCUCCUGUAGAUUCAAUUGCACCGUUUCUAGCCUUUCUCCAAAAGACUGAUUUCUGUGGAGGGUUCCCACACCUAGGAACAGUUCACAGCUGUUGAGACUUUUUUUGUUUAAGCAUACAAAUACUCACUAAUACAAUAAUACCAGUCAGUAGGUCAAAGACAACCCAUUAAGUUUUUCUCUGUUGCUAGCAAGAUAGUUCUUUACCUUAAACAUCACAAAGUACUCCAUGUUGAAACAAUGGAAAGCAAUCCAAGAAAGUGUUCAUGAACAUCUCAAAAAUAGAUUUCCAUGAAGGAAGAAUACGUCUACAUUGUGUACUACUAACUAAGUGCUGUGUUCUUUUCAUGGGUGUUCACUUCAGAUUUAAUUAAUUUUCACAGGAUUUGGUCUAGCUUUUUUCCGUCUUUCAAAACAUGCCAAAGUAUCCGUUAUGGUGAUGCCUUUGCACCACAAUACAAAGAGCUCUGCAAAAAGAGUUUGACAUUAUUUACUAAAUUGGCUUAUAACUGUAUCACAUCAGCAUCUUUGCUGUUCUGAAAUGUUCAUUUGUGUGGUACACUUAACACAACACUAAAGCACAACACUAAACAGAUUUGUGACUAAAUAUUUUUGUUGCAUUUGAAUUUAAGACAGUGAGGACAAUUUUACUCUGACUUUCACGAAUUAAGGUUUAAUCUGUUAUAUCUAAGAAAAAACCUCAAGUAUUCAUUCAUUCAUUUAUUUUUGAAUGUCAAAUUGCAGAUAUACUGAUCAGCACACUGAAACACCAUUUUGUUGCUUAUUUUAAGACACUGAAUAUAUACAGAAACUUUCCCUUUACUUUUUGCAUCAGAUGAAGGUUUUGCUUUUUUCUUCGUAGUGAUAAUGAAAAAGAAAGCUUGACAACCCAAACUAGGACAGCGCAUAGUGUUCUUUUAGCACUAGGGGAGCCAUAAGUGUGAAGAAACAGUUUGAGUUACUAGCCUUAACUGAAAUGUAAUAAUCAUGGGCCGGUGUUUGUAUUCCCAGUUGGGAAGGAAGUUGACAACAUCUGAGAUUAAUUCCUCUUCUAAAGGAUGAUCACACAGGACUCAAUAGCCUAGUCACCUCUGCAUAUCCGAUUUGUCAAGUGUAAAGAGGAUCCAGGCCCACAGGGAGAUAACAUGAAGUUCAUUGAUCAGCGUCCCUCAAUGCAUUUCAAGAAGUAAGAUGAAUAAGUGUUAAGCUGUCUAGACUGGGAAGAGGUUUUUAAAUGGAUAUGAGGAUUAUAAUCUGGACAGAACAACACAGUGAAAAGUCCUUUAGUACAAUUAGAUGGAAAUCAAUGUGUGGUCAUUUUAAAUCUACCUGCUCUGUAGCCUUUAGAUGAAAAGGAUAAAUUAAUCCCUCUUAGUUUUCUUCUGGUAGCAUUGCAAGAAAAGAAGGAAGCUGAAAUUAAAGAAAACCACCCACUCUUUUUGUCACUAUAAAUCUUCUUUAAUUCUUGAUUUGACAGCAGCUAAUCAAGCACACAGAUGACGAGAGAUACAGAAUACAUCAUUCAUAUGAUAUAACACCUCUCCUCUUUUUAAAUUAUGUCCAUCCCAAACAAAUUAUGUUUGUUGAAAGGUCUCCCAACAGAACACCCUACACUUGGAAAACUGAAGGACCUUAAAUGUGAAAAAUCAACUAGCUUAAAAACAUCCUGCAAAACAGGCGAAAACGGAAAACUACAGGACACUAAUGAGUUUCAUUGUGCUGUGUUGUCUGACAUAAUGUAUGUACAGAAUACAGUAAAUAUGUACAGUAUAUAAUAGGGAUCAGGUAACAUUGUAGAUCCAGUAUUUAUUGUUUGUGCAAUAACAUUAACUGAAAACUAGUUUUUUAAAGCUUGUAGGAGCAAUGGUGUUGUUAAAAGUGCUGCUCCACAGGUGAGUCUUGGCUCAAUUCCAGAGUUUGUGUGUUUUCACUAUAGUCUUUGGUUUUUUCCUACCUUCUGAAGACAAUGUUUUUUUUUGCCUGUAUACAGUAUUGUCUAUAUGUGUUAUACUGGAAUCCUGUCUAGGGGCUUGUCCUACCUUGCGCCCUAUACUUCUGACAUCUGGAUUGCUGUUACAUUUAAUAGGAAGAAGCAACAUUCUGUUGAAUCAAGGAUAUUAUUUUGCAUGCUAAAUGAACUUCACAUUAUCUGUAAAUAUCCAAUUUUUAUGCUUUCUUAACAAUGCAGAGAGUGAUAAUUAUGGCAUAUACCAACAUCCGGCACCCGGAAACAGGCGAAACAUUGUUUUCUUUCUUCUCUUUUCAGCAUGGAACAAACCUUUUACUUGUUCCUUUGCUACCAACACACAUUUCCAUCUGUCACUAGUCUAAUCUGUCAUUAGUAUUCUAAUACUACACAUUUUAUUUUUCCCUUGGUGCCAGUUUUAAUAUAAAACAUGGUAGACUUCAAAGUGGACCUCUUGUUUUGUGGACAGAAACUUGGACAUUCUUGGAUUUACACUUUAAUUUACUUUGAUAUUAUUACUUCUUAAUUACAUUUUAGGAAUUAGUUAUCCGUUAGGUAUUAGUUAUCAGUUCCUAAGAGGCAACUUCAUAAAGUAGUCUAACCUGUUGUGUUAUUUACAAAGUUUGAAAAUUGAACAUUUACACAGCUCGAAUUGAACAGUUUAAUUAACAUUUUUUUCAAUUAACCGAGACAGAUACUGGGGCAGCUCUUAUUUACAUUUUGUAUUUAAUUUUAGACCCAAUACCUCACACAGCAUAAAAAAUAAUCUUGAGCCAAGUUUAAUUGCUGGGAAUACAUACUGGUGCAAUGUUAUAUUGAAUGUUUAAUUCAUAAAUUGAUAGUAUUUUUAACAGAUCAUUCUUGUAAUUAUUUACAGGAAAAACAAAAAACAACAGGAAAGUAAAUAUGAUCAUUGAUGUGUUUAGUGUCAUCAUUUGACCAAGUAUUGUACAGGGAGAGAGGAAAGAAGAAAUUUCUGCUUUGCAUUAGAAAAGUUAAUAUUCAUAAGAAAUCUGGCUGAUCUCUCCACAUAAAUUCUGCAAUACCUAUUGUAUAUAACAACAGGAUUGAGAUCUCCUACUGCCAGAAGCCAUCAUUUUGUUGUUGUUUUUUUUUAACUGUACUUACCACUUAAUGGGUUUUUUGGCCACAGGACAUUCUGUAAUGACAAGAGAUACUGCAGAUGUGCUUCUCGUGGAAAAAAGAAACAGAAACACUGAUUGUUAGUGCUAAUGGUGAAUUUAAAGCGUUGCAUAGCUGGAAAAAAACAUUUACUAGAUUGUUUAAAAUAUUGUGAUAACACUAUGAUAACAAACUGACAUAUUGAAUACUUUUACAAUGGUUGCAGGGACAGCAUAUGCAGAACUUUUUAAUGCCUUAGCAAAUACUCAAUUUUUAUUGCUUUGGAUGUUUUGCAGCAGAGUGGAUGAGUGAAACUAGUGUUUAAUAGUUCCUUUUUUGUAAAAGUGGUAGUUGUUUUACAAAGGAGUCUGUUCUUUACAUGUUUAUGGGUUUUUUUUUUCUCCCCAUUGCAAAUGCUCACCAUGUGGGCAUUUCUUUUUGGAGAAAUCAGAGAGCUGUUUGCUAGCAUUGUCAGAAUUAGGUUGCAAAGAGAAAACAAAGCCUGUUUUAAAUCUAGAAAUCCUUCCAAUCCGUGUUUUAUCAAAGCCAGUAAGUAUGUAACCAUAAAUACAGUACAGUAUACAGUACCUGCUACUUUGAUUGUCAUGUUUUGUAGACAAUACAAUUCUAGGAUUAUUGUGGGUAUCUUAGUAUCCAUCAUCCACCUCUGUAGUUCUGCAAAGAACUGGAAGUGAAAUGACUGAUCAUAACAGAAUAUUAAAACUUAAUAUUCUAAAUAUCUACUGAUUUAAAUCGGUAGAUAUGUAGUACAUUUAGUAGACGUAGCUGUAUAUGUAUUCAAAAAGUCAAGCUUAGAUGAUUUUAAUACCUUACUGUAGAAAAUUAAUUCCUGAGCAGUGGAGUACAUUUACAUCCAAAAUACACCGAUGCUUAAUUCUCAUUCUUUAAAAAGUAGACUUUUUAUGCUUUAACAAACUCAAAAAACAGCUGUGAACAAUAAUUACACAGAUUCAUCACCAAAUAUCUUAUCUACAGUAAUCAGAGUUUCUUGCAUAUAAUUUUAGGGAAACAUGCUAGUAAAUGUAUUAUCAGUCUUGAUUAAAGUUAAAUCUCUCACAGUUUUUACCUCACAUCUUAAACCAGAAGGUCAUAGUUGCAGAACAACCGUUCGUGCAAAAGUGAAAGUCUAAAUUAAAUCAAAAUGUAUCUCUGCCCAGCCAUCCCAAAUUUUAAAACCCAUUUCUUGAUGAAAGGUUUCCAAUCAGUACUAAAAAGAUUGGAAACAAUUAAAUUACCUGCCUGAUUCACAGGCAGCUUGUAAUUCUGUUUUGACCUUAAAUGGGCUUUCAUUUUCUUUUUUCUUAUUUAUGUAUGAAAUUGAAUAAAAUUAUUCAUCUUUCUUGUUUGUGAGUAAUAUGUAGAAAAUGUAUUUGACAUCAUAUUUUCAUUUAGUGGCAUCCUGUUAAGAAACUGAGAUGUGUUUGAUGUAAAUAGUGUUAUGCAGUUCCUUUUUCCUUCCAUAAUUUGACCAAGGAAGAUAUAAUUGUGCUGAAUUCAGUAUUUCCUGUUGCUGCGUGGUUGAUAUUACAGUACAAUACUAUGUGGUCCCUGCAAAAGCAAACGUUUUUAUGGGGUUAUUCUUAAAUGUGUUGUGUUUUAUUAUCAUCGAUGAUAUGUGUUAAAUAUAAGGCUCUUCUAAUGCACAAAUACAUUUAGCUGAAGUUUUAAACUGAUAUGUUGUGUUGUAUUCUUUGGUUUAUUCUGUUACAGAAUUUUGUAAUUCACCUGUAAUAAAAUUGUUCUGCUUGUUCUGGAGCUUUUGUUGUAACUGAUUGUAUAGAAAUAAAUCAUAUUUUUA